CCCCACCUCCCCACCCCUCAUCUCCUCCCCUUAAUUUCCUUUCAUCAUUUCUCUGAACUACCACUUCCUUUUAAUUCUUGUUUCUCCUUCAAGCCAAUCCCCUUUUCUUUGCUUUUCCCAUGGCGUAAACUUAUCUGGGUUAUUUACAUCACCUUAACGUGGUUAACGUCAGAAGUGUUAAAGAUGGGAAACUGUCAAGCAGCUGAAGCAGCAACCGUGGUGAUUCAACAUCCAGGGAACAAGAUCGAGAGGAUUUACUGGUCUGUUAGUGCUAAUGAAGUCAUGAGUACAAAUCCAGGCCAUUACGUUGCACUUGUGGUAACCUCACCAACGUUAAAGAAUGAAAAUGGCAUGCCAUUGAAGCAGCUCAAGCUCUUAAAACCUGAUGACACUUUGAUAAUGGGCCAAGUUUAUCGACUCAUUAGCUUUGAAGAUGUUUUGAAAGAGUUUGCCGCAAAGAAGUCCGUGAAGCUUGGGAAAUUGUUGAAAGAAAGAGGCCUUGGGCUCGGGAUGGACUUGAAGAGAAAGGAUUUGGCAGCUGCUUCCAAUCUGAAUCCAAAGCUUAACUCGAAAACUGAGAACUGCAGUUCUGUUAAGGUGGAGCAGGAGGUUAAUAGACUGGGAAGCAGCGGUGGCAGCAGCGGCAGCAGUAGGUUCAUGGGAAGGCAUCAUGGUGGUGGUGGUGGGGGGCAAUGGAGGCCAGCCUUGCAGAGCAUUGCAGAGAUUGGAACUUGAACGCACUAGCUACUCCUCUUACCAGGACUGCUCCCCCGUCAUUCCCUCCUCCACCACCCCACCCCCACCAAUAAAAAGCAAACAACUACAUAACCCAUCCUUUCUCCCUUUCCAAUACGUUUAUAUUCUCUUUUUCUUUGGUUCUCUGCAGAUGCUACAAUGUUCUAUAUUUUGAGUAUUAGUUUCCACUAGAUUUAGAGGCUAGGGUUUGUGUUAGGUGUAAAACCAUUUGGACACUCAGAUCAUAAAUGUAAUGAGCAUUUCUUAUCA
Theobroma umbraticum is the source of this 1005-nucleotide messenger RNA. RefSeq names its product DUF4228 domain protein. The record is from RefSeq and is a predicted model, not a curated record. Lineage: Eukaryota; Viridiplantae; Streptophyta; Magnoliopsida; Malvales; Malvaceae.